GCGAUUUUCCAACGCUUGCAGUCAUCCGAGACAGUUUUCGAGAGGAAAAGACGAGAAAGUGGCAGUCCAAGUCGCCACAAUCCCAAGCGUCAAUCAGAGUGACAUGGCCGAGCCGACGACGGCGGGACGUACGAACAGCACCUCGAGCGUCAACAGAUAUUCCAGUCGGGAGAGCGACGUCGUCGAGUUGAAGACGCGCGGCGGAAGUAUUCUAGGUAUCAAGAUAAUCGGCGGUCGCAGUGUCACCGGCCUUGACUUCGGCGUCUUCGUUCGCUCAGUUCUCGACGGCGGCAUCGCGUCCGAAGACGGUCGACUCUGCACUGGCGACCAGCUGUUGGAGGUAAACGGCACGAGUCUGAUCGGAGUCACCAAUGAGCAGGCUAUUGACGUUUUGAAGACGAGCGCGAAGUCGAAUGCGGUUCGACUGCUGGUGGCGAGAGACGAGGCUGCACAGAAGGAUUACAAACGACUGAUUGCUUCGACUAGCAAUGGACUGCCUCCUCGUAGACAAGCCACCCAGCCACCUCCCAUGCCUCAGUCGUUGAACAGUUCGACUGUCAGUCCGACUAGUAUUGUUACUAAUGACGACAGUCCGAGUCGGGUGCAGUCACACGAUGACUUUGGCUUUAUCAAUGGUACUGCAAAUACGAGUCACGAGGACACUGAUAUAUCAACGAGGACAGACUUUGCGAGACAACUGAGUAGUCAGUCUAUUGAUAGUAGGGAGAGGAUGCCUAGUCCUACUCCACAGGUCAGUAAUGAAGCUGACUACUCGAGAGAUCUCAAUCGGCUUAGAAUGGGUGGGCAACACGUACCGAUGUUAAAUGGUCCAGUGAGCAGCUCGCCAGAUGCGGCAGUAGGACUGAAGAGCGUCUCACCCGAAGUUGCACGAGUUCCGAACUACCAGACUGACACGGGUGACACGUAUGCAUCGAUAUUGCCGAGAAAAGACCGGCUACACAAGGACGGUCUCGUGUCGUCUCAACAAGCUGUGGAGGCCAAUGCGAACAACGGAAGUUAUAUUCCAAAGAGUCUUGGACGAACGAUGACAGCAACGUACACGAAUGGCGAUACAACGGUGGUGUCACCCAUUCAGUCGGUAGCAGACACUGCAAGUGUGCAGUCAAGUGGUCCAAUCACGUCAUAUUCGGAAAGCCGUGCAGCAUCGAGCAGUGAAAGUAGCGUAAUGAAACCAAUACCGUAUAAGGAUCACGUGUUAUUACACAACAAAGUACCGAGUUCCCCAUCCGGACGGAAGCUUCCACAGCCAAAUGUUCUAUCCAGUUUGUCCUCAUCGACUCCUCCGCCUGAUUCAGGAUACGCCACGAUCGGUUCGGUCAUAAGUGGUACAAAGGUUGGGUCUGCGAACCAGAAGCUUUCUGGUCAGUCUUCGCCUGAAGUGGAUUUGAAGUUACCGGGAGAAGUUUUGUAUGUGACAAUUCGUAAGAGAAAAGGAUUGGGAGUGAGUGUGAUUGGUGGAACUGACCAUCAAGAGGGACCUCACAUCUACGUUGAGAAUGUUGUUGACGAGUUGGAUGCCUUUCACGACGGUAGUCUUCGUGUUGGUGAUAUUCUUGUAUCUGUCAAUGGCGAGUCACUGAUCGGAGUCAAACUUCAGGAUGCACAGGCAGUUUUAACAAAACUUCGACUGAGGAGUCAUCCGAAGGAAGUGAGGAUUGGUUACGUACGUGGUCGUGGCAUAAGUCAACGGAGCAGCUUGCACAGUAGCCAGAGUAGCUUGAGUAGUGCUAAUCCUCUCGGCAGCGUGAGCAGUCUGACUCGAACACCAAGUGACACUCCAAUCAUCGGACCACCACGUGCUCGAAGCGAUUCGAAUCCAUACUCUAGACACACCCGGGAAAUCGCCACUCAUUACGAUGGACCCAACAGAAGAAAACAAGGAAGUCACGAUUCGGCCAUCGUUGGCAGUGAAAGUCCAGAAACUCCGAUCAGCCACAACCAACGAGACUGUAGAAGUUUUCCAUCAGGUGACUCGGGUGUGUUUGAUCCACAGGAAUCGAUGCCCAGGAGCCUCAGCAGUUCAAGGCAAAAAGAGUCACUAAAAGACCCACAGUCAGUACUGAGUUCUCCAUCCAUGACCAGUUCUCUAGGAUCGGUCCAUCAUCGCUUAUCUAUCGACCCAGAAUGUAAACUCAAAGUAGAGAAGCUCGAAGUCGCUCUGAGAUACCUCGGCAUCGAACCGUCCGAAGACCAACAGCAAUUACUACGGGCAAACCUACACGUUGACUCUGCAGGAGAAGUAAUCUAUUCUGAGUUUGUAGACGUAGCUCGCCAGUUGUUUUCUUUCCAAAUGGACGAGAGAGCAAUGAACAUGGACGCUAUGUUUUACGCCACACAAGUAGAAGAAAAUGAGCUACCACCACUUCUCGAGCUACACAAUUAUUCUUCCGACGCGGACACCGAGGCAAGCGAACGAGAGCUGAGGAGGCGUAUUGCUGAGCAAGCCGUAAUACAGCAUCAGAGAUUGACUCGCGAAUCUUUGAGUAAAUCGCCUCGCGAACGUUCGAACACGGUACCCGCCGCCGUCGGUCUUACCACCACGGACAGACACCGAAAGGAUAGUCACGACAGAGACAUAGAUAACCAUUACAUAGAGAGAUUACGAAAGGAAAGGGACGCGGCUCUCAGAGAGAUAGAACGUCUGAAGUUACAGUACCAGGAGAAGAGUCAGGAUCUUAAUGUAGUUGAGCAAGAGAAUAAACGACUAAGAAAAGAUAAGAAGAAAGAUGCCAGUGAGUUAGAGGCCGUCAAGAAACGUCUCCAUUUGGCCGAGACGGCGAGGAAGCAGGCACGGAACAUGGAAAUCGAUUAUAAAGUGGUUAUUCAAGAUUUGAGAAAGGAAGUAGAUGAGCUGAGAGCAAGUGAAUCAGAGGGGACUGCUGAGGACUUUCAACGACGUUGUGCCGUGCUGCAGUGCCAAUUGAAAAAGGCCGAGAUGAGUAAGCGUUCGUACGAAGUCGCUACCGAACGGCUAUUGAAGUUUGCACAAAUGGCACACGAAGUCCUAACCGAAGCCGCCUUACAGGGCAACGGCUCCAUAGUGAUACAUCAUGAGAGAGGGUCGGGAGAGCCUCUGCGAAGAGGCGAUGCCGUGUCAGGAAAUCCUCGUCCUCCUUCCUAUCUCAGUCGCCGUGCACGUCAGACUUCCGUUCGUUUGGCACAGGAAGCUCAAGAAACGGUGGCAUCGGUCAAAGCUCUAGUAGACGACGAACCGCUUCCGUACGGGUGGGAAGAGGCGUACACUCCAGAUGGACUGAAAUAUUUUAUCAAUCACAUAUCACAGAUGACGACCUGGAUUCAUCCAGUGACAAAUGUCAAUCACAGCGAGGCACCUUCGUCUCUGCCUCCACAUCUACGGGAGACAGUGGCUUGAGUCGUAUAUUUAUAUAUAGUUGAUAUCAACUGUGGUAGGAAGUCAUGCAACAGGAAUCUUGACCGCUUCUUGUCAGACUGCAGUUACAGCAUGUAAUCACUGGUUCAUAUUAAGACAGUAUUUGUUAUCUUGUUCUUGUAACUUUUUCAGGCAAAUGCUUUUAUAAUGUUGAGUUUCCUAGACUAGGCAGUGCACACGUUACUGCUAAUAAUGACGGUUAUGUAGGUAUCUGGAGUUUCUGUUGUACUGAAUACAUUUAUACCUACUAGGAAAGCUG
Corticium candelabrum is the source of this 3671-nucleotide messenger RNA. RefSeq lists its product as uncharacterized. Gene Ontology annotation, molecular function: protein binding. Lineage: Eukaryota; Metazoa; Porifera; Homoscleromorpha; Homosclerophorida; Plakinidae. The transcript has 23 exons. The coding region runs from base 104 to 3394 and encodes 1096 amino acids. The record is from RefSeq and is a predicted model, not a curated record.